AUGGCCGCAGCCACUCUCUUCGGGGCUGGCGUUGCACAUGGUAUCCGUCUGUACAACAACAACGCCGGCGGUAACGCCAUCGGACCCAAGCGCGAUCCCUUCAUUGAAGCCAACAACAAGAAGAUGGCUGAGAAAAAGGACAAGAAAAAGCCCGCUGCCGAGGACGACUGGGUCCCCAUUCUCAUUGACAGCUCGCCCGUCUGGGUCGGGAGCAUGCCUCGCCGCUCUCCCGACGACACGACCGGGUGCCCUAUUAACAAGGCAAUCGCCGACUUUGUCAAGGACAUGUGGGGCCGCGUCUUUAGCGGCAAGAAGGAUAAGUAG
Molecule: messenger RNA, 324 nt
Organism: Parascedosporium putredinis
Lineage: Eukaryota; Fungi; Ascomycota; Sordariomycetes; Microascales; Microascaceae
Source: the annotation of a GenBank genome assembly